GGACGUUGAUGGAUAUAGUCUUAAACCGCAUCGCAUCGUCUUCUAGGGUUUCCUCCUCCCGCCGCCACUUGCCGCCCCACGAGCCCAUUCCCCUCAGCCCUUCACCAUCUCCGGCGGCCGCAGUGGCAUCAGCAGCUCCGGCUCACGCGCAGUGAAGGAACGACAAUAUGGCGACCAUCGUAAACACGACGGAGGAGGAGCCGAUGCUGGCCGUGGUCCGCUUCACCGCUGAGCUCGCCUGGGCCGACGCGGGCCCGGAGGUCGCCGACCCCGAGGUCACCCGCCUAUGUCUCGAGGCGCAGGAGCAUAUCCUCGCGGGGCGGUGGCUCGACAUGGCCUCCCUUAUGCUCGCCUCCGCCGACCUCCUCCUCACCUCCCCGUCGCGCGUCUCGGACAAAGACCUGGAGUGCGUUCUCUCCGUCAUCUGCAGCCUCGUCACCAAGGCCGGAUCCGAGGACCAGGCGCUGCAGAUCACCGAACUCAUCUGCGCUAAGCUCACCCAGCAACACGGUGACAAGCCAGCGCUGCGCCUCAAAGUUCUUUUCAGCUUGUACAAUCUGCUCCCGAGCCCGUACGGCAAGGCAUUUGUUUACAAGAAGGCUCUUGAGCUCGCCACGGCUGGAAAGGCUGCUGAGUACAUCAUCCCAUCUUUCAAGAACAUUGACAGUUUUGUCAGUGAGUGGGGAAUUGACAAUUUGGAGAAGAGGGAGCUAUACCUUGCUAUCACCACCAUCCUCAAAGACCACAAGGGCAUGGCUAAGGAGUACUUUAACUUUCUCAAUAAGUACCUUGCCACAUUCAAAGGGUCAGAUGAUGAAUCAGCUACAAUUGGUGAUGCGAAGGAAGAGGCUGUUGCGGCAAUCAUCGAGUUUGUUAAAUCGCCUAAUCUCUUUCAGUGUGAUUUGCUCAACAUGCCAGCUGUUUCACAGCUUGAGAAGGACGAAAAGUAUCAGUUGGUGUAUGAACUACUAAAGAUAUUCCUUACUAAGAAGCUUGAUUCCUACUUGGAGUUUCAAAGUGCAAACUCUGACUUGCUGAAAGAUUAUGGUCUCGUCCAUGACGAAUGUGUAACCAAAAUGCGCCUCAUGUCUUUGCUUGAUCUGAGCAGCCGAUGCUCUGGUGAAAUCCCUUAUUCUGCAAUCACUGUUGAACUCAGGAUCAAUGAUGACGAGGUGGAGCAAUGGAUUGUGAAGGCAAUUGCAUCCAAGAUAUUGGAUUGCAAGGUUGACCAGCUUAACCAGACUGUCAUUGUCAGUCGGCACACAGAGAGGAUCUUUGGGAUGGAACAUUGGCAUGCUCUGCGCACAAAGCUCGGAGCUUGGAGGGGAAACAUUGCCAGAGCUAUCAACACAAUACAAGCUAACAAAGUCACCGAAGAGGGGGCACAAGGGAUGCAAGGCUUGGCGAUCCACUGAUUCAGGGCAGAUCAGCGGGUUCGUGAAUUGAGAUUAUAGCGUGGGAGAUUAGAAGGGCAACCUUUUUUUGUAUAAGACAAGCUGUAAUGGUUUAUUUACUUAGAUCCCGUAACCAUGCCUGGUUAUUCCUUGUAUUUGGUCAGACACGCCGCGCAUUACACAUCCCAAGUUUUUACCCUCGACGUGGUCUGUCCUGAUAAAUUUCCUUCCCUGAUAUUUUUUUGCCCUUUCCAAGCUUUGAUCAGUCAUGUGUGUU
Molecule: messenger RNA, 1671 nt
Organism: Zea mays
Lineage: Eukaryota; Viridiplantae; Streptophyta; Magnoliopsida; Poales; Poaceae
Exons: 9
Coding region: 168-1415 (415 amino acids)
Biological process (GO): cytoplasmic translational initiation
Cellular component (GO): eukaryotic translation initiation factor 3 complex; cytoplasm
Molecular function (GO): translation initiation factor activity
Source: RefSeq, marked validated